This is a messenger RNA of Mycena indigotica, 420 nucleotides long. RefSeq lists its product as uncharacterized. NCBI's taxonomy places the organism in Eukaryota, Fungi, Basidiomycota, Agaricomycetes, Agaricales, Mycenaceae. The record is from RefSeq and is a predicted model, not a curated record. The coding region runs from base 1 to 420 and encodes 139 amino acids. The transcript has 2 exons.
AUGGUUCCGAAUGACCAAACACCUCGGGUGCUUGACAUCAGCAGCAGCAUUGCCUGCUGGCAGUUUGUGGAGAUCGACGCCGAGUAUGAGCGCUGCGUACUGAAGGCCUUUCGUGCGACUGCGGAGAACUGGCUCGGCCCACUCACAACCCUGGACGUGCUGCGGCAUGUCCGCAGCAUGCUGGCGGAGGCAUCUGACACUCGGCGCGAAUUUGCGGCACACCUUGCGAUACAGAUCGCGCCGACAGUGGCUGGCGGCUCUUAUUAUAGUGCUAUGGAGACAUUCAUGUGGGCGCUGCAGAAGCUUAGCAGUGAUGCCAGCGUGGAUCCCCGCACGCAAGCCGUGGCUGUUCGUGGUUUUGAGGUUUUCAAAGCUCUACCUCACUCGACAGAUCUCUACGAGUUGUUGUUAGAGCAGUAG